Molecule: messenger RNA, 225 nt
Organism: Aspergillus melleus
Lineage: Eukaryota; Fungi; Ascomycota; Eurotiomycetes; Eurotiales; Aspergillaceae
Exons: 1
Coding region: 1-225 (74 amino acids)
Source: RefSeq, a predicted model, not a curated record
AUGAAACCCACUAUCAUCCUCCCCCUCCUCGCUCUCUUCUCCGCCGGCUUCGCCGUCGCCCUUCCGGCCGCCGAGGCUCAGGAUCCCGCUGAUCCGGAAUCCGACCCCGGAGACGUUGGCACUGAAGCUGUUAUCCCUGGUGUAUGUACAUACUCCUCUGCCCUAUCUCCCCUCCGCUCACCCGAAGCGCGUCGCGUCACAGACGUCCCGCACGGCUCGAGCUAA